Molecule: messenger RNA, 1286 nt
Organism: Talaromyces stipitatus ATCC 10500
Lineage: Eukaryota; Fungi; Ascomycota; Eurotiomycetes; Eurotiales; Trichocomaceae
Exons: 3
Coding region: 45-1214 (389 amino acids)
Biological process (GO): peptidoglycan biosynthetic process
Molecular function (GO): metal ion binding; ATP binding; D-alanine-D-alanine ligase activity
Source: RefSeq, a predicted model, not a curated record
GUGCUGCGAAGAUUUCGCUCUGCUUGAUUGUAUGCACUAACACCAUGCUCAUCGCAAGUAAUUUCAUUCGAAGUGCUGCUGUGCGAGCCUUACACCAGGUCUGCUCGGGUAGCAUUCCGCACCGAGCUAUCAGCACUCAGUCUCCUCGCGUGGCCGUCCUGUUCCAGGCGAUCGAUCCGCCCGUCAUUGGGAAUGUUCGUAAGCCUUGCAAGCCCGGUGGGUACCGGGAUUCUGGCGCGGACAUUGCCUACACGCUCCGAAUCAAAGGCAUUGAAAGCAUUACGCCAGAUAUCUCUCCCAAACCCUCCAAUGACCAUGGCUGGUGUUUCGCCGACACAGAAGAAGGCAUACAGUCUGCCUUGGAAAAAGGCGCUACUCAUCUUUGGGCUAACACUAUCCUAUUCAAAUCCCACCCUCUCCAAAGCUCCCAGAAGCUCUCUUCUCGUGUCCCUGAUGUCUAUGUCGUGGGACAACCGCCGACCUUGGUCGAAAAAUUUGAUGACAAGGCAUACUUGAAUGGCAAACUCAAAGAACUCGGUGGCUACACGCUCCCACAGUCAUGGUUGGCAUCGAAUCCAGCAACUCUUGAGAAAUGUAUUUCGUCAAUCACUAAGCUCCCGGUCGUGGGAAAGCCAGUUCGUGGGCGGGGAAGUCAUGGUGUUAAACUUUGCCACAACCCAGAAGAGCUGAGAGAGCAUGUUCUCAGUCUGCUACAGGAAUCGCCAUUGGUUAUGAUCGAAGAGUAUCUGGCAGGCGAAGAGGCCACCAUCACAGUCAUGCCUCCGUCAUCUGAAAUGCCAGACUACUGGAGUCUACCACCGGUCACCAGGUUCAACCAUGCUGACGGCGUCGCCCCCUACAACGGCGCGGUAGCCGUGUCAGCUAACUCCCGGGUUGUUACUGAGAGUGAACUGAGAGAUUUGGCAUACGGAAAGGUAAUAAACGAAUGUGUGCAAGUCGCAAGGCUUAUUCGUGCCACCGCACCCAUUCGCAUUGACGCUCGACGGUUUAGUGAGGGGUCAGAAUUCGCUCUUUUCGAUAUUAACAUGAAACCGAAUAUGACCGGUCCUGGACGACCUGGACGUGAAGACCAAGCCAGCCUUACAGCCAUCGCAGCUUCAGCACUAGGAUGGGACUACGGGUCACUUUUGAUGAAAAUUCUCGCGACUGCUCAGCCUCUGUCCUCCUUACGUUUGUACCGCAGUCCGUUUUAGUGAUUUGGGUUCAAUCUACGUACACAUUGAAAUACCAUUUUGCAUCCGAUCACAACUUCCUAAAAAGUACAA